AUGGCGUAUACCUCUGCUUUCCGUCGUAUUCUGACCGGAUCUUCUACGCAUUCGCCGAUUUUUCGCUCACAGUUCGCUUGGAUUCGCCACAGUUCUACCCUCCCUACGCUCACCAGUCCUAAGCUUUUCAUUAGCGGUAUAUCAAAAAAUACAACUGAUGAAAGUCUUUUCAAUGCGUUUGCACCAUUUGGAAGGCUUUUUGACGCAAAAGUGAUCAUGGAUCGAGCGUCUGGAAAACCAAAGGGGUUUGGUUUUAUUACUUAUGAAACAGUAGAAGAAGCUGAGAAAGCUCGGGAAGAAAUGAAUGCCAAGUACCUGGAUGGUUGGGUAAUUUUUGUUGAUCCAGCAAGACCCAGGGAGCCUCCUUCUCCACCUCGACAACCUCCUCAACAAGACCUACAUCUCAAUCCAAAGCCUACUGAAAAUCUCUUUGCGACUAACAGGACUUUAGGAUGGUCUGGUUGA
Fraxinus pennsylvanica is the source of this 465-nucleotide messenger RNA. The record is from the annotation of a GenBank genome assembly. NCBI's taxonomy places the organism in Eukaryota, Viridiplantae, Streptophyta, Magnoliopsida, Lamiales, Oleaceae.